Penicillium malachiteum is the source of this 1872-nucleotide messenger RNA. RefSeq lists its product as uncharacterized. The record is from RefSeq and is a predicted model, not a curated record. The transcript has 2 exons. Bases 1 to 1872 code for a protein of 623 amino acids. Lineage: Eukaryota; Fungi; Ascomycota; Eurotiomycetes; Eurotiales; Aspergillaceae.
AUGCUGACUGCUUUCAAUCCUACCAUUACUACUCGACGACUUAGACUAUUUGAACAAGCACAGAUCACCAUCUACCUUCCAUCUUGGAAGAGCUUACCCUUCUGCGAACAUUCUUGUUUCCCAAACUCUGACAGCCUUGUUGAUUCAAUCGAAGGAUUGAAUCUUGCUGAUACGAUAACUGGACCGUCUGGAUCAGCCUCUCGUUGUUCAAGUCCGGCUCAGCAAGCUGUCAUAGAGACUAUACAAGAGCUGAUAACAUCGUUAGAAGCUACAUUGGCCCACGCGCAACAGGCUGAAAAUGCGAUUGAAGAGACACAUACCCCAAGUGGCCAGGGUAUUGUGAAGCUAAGCUCCUUAAAAAGAAGGAUUACCGCUCUUGCAAAGACCACGAAGAUAAUCAGCAACGCAACAGAGCACUAUAUCUUAGAUUAUAUCACAUCCCUUGCUGGUUCAGGGACAUUACUGCAGAAUAUUCUUCCUCGUUAUACUAACGAAUUGGAAUGCAUCGCUCGCAAUGUUCUUGACAGCACCGGCGAUGACAAUAACGUCCUGCGGGAGACUUUAGAAAUGUGCUAUGAUCAGGCUCUUUGUACGUCUGGGACCUUGCACCUUGAUAACCACUUUAUUUCCCUGGGCGAAGCCAGUCUUGAAUGGCCAUAUAACCCUGACUUCGAGAGCGAUGACUACUACGACCAUGAAAAUCGCUUGGACAUCGAUGAUCGUUAUGCUGAAGCUUUUCUUGCGCAAUGCGAACGUGAAUCCAAACUUAAUAAACGCGAGAGGGAAAGGCAGGAAAAUGAAGAAUGGAUUAGGUUUUGGGUUCGAGCGCUGGGUCAAUGUCCUGACGGGCCCACACUAUUCUAUUCGCCAGCAAGUCAGCUUCCUGACUCAGAAUCAGCUGUCCCGCGAUACUUGUUCAGAGCGUUCGACAAAGAAAGCUCUGGCAGAAGUGACCAUUCGAUCGUAGCUUCCGCCGAGAGCAUUUCCGCGAUAGCAUGCCGCAGCAAAGUCGAUAUUCUCUCAAGGCCAAGUGAGGAAAUCAUACAAAUGCUAUAUAGGCACCUGACUAAAUCAUGUUUUGGGAGAGGGGAAAAUACCGACAACCUAAUGUCGUGGAGUAGCUCACUACUAUUUGUGAUUCAAUACGCAGUCUGGAGAUGCUACCAACUUAAAUGUGAUCCUGCUGAGGUGCAAAUAUGCACUAUUGACACAAGAAAGUUCCCUCCUGGUCAAUUCGUUCGGGACAUGUCGUUAAUUCGGGCCCAUCGUGAAGCACCAAAUCUCCACAGAGAAAUGCGGAGUUUUUUCGAAUUUCGCCUAAAGAACUCAUAUUACGACAAUGGAGAGUAUCUGUCCCAAGGGGUCUUGCAUCAUGCUGGGCGGUCUAUGGUGGAAUGCCUAGCACAGCUCAUUCAGACGGGAUUAUACGAUCUUUAUCCCGAGUUUGCGGAUGUCGCUGAGAAGAAUUCGUGGACAAAACGUGUCGGGUUUCUUCGUACAGCAUGGUCUGUCGAGCAAACAACAACCCGGCUCGAUAUAAAAAGUGCCGUUGAGAUAGCCAGAGCAUGCUUCAAAGGAUUAGAUACACCUGAUAUAGCAAUACUGCUAUUGUCAUUCAAAGCCCGCAAGCUUCGCGUUCCAGCGAAAGAAGCUACAUCGUUUCCAAACACCCCCUUGGUCAAAGUUGCCGAGCAAGGCCUUUCCAGAGGAUAUCGCUUCCAAAGAAACUACAAUGAGUACGGUCCAGACGAGGUUCGACGAUACAUGACGAACGCAGACAAAAUGGUGCCCAUAGGCCGAGAUGGUUUUAUUCAUUUCGGAUGGUCUACUGUUUACUGCCAGCUUCUCGAAGGAGUUUUUGAAUGCUCAUAG